This is a messenger RNA of Syngnathoides biaculeatus (alligator pipefish), 1003 nucleotides long. It is a transcript of the gene cyyr1, whose product is annotated as cysteine/tyrosine-rich 1. The transcript is spliced from 6 exons. NCBI's taxonomy places the organism in Eukaryota, Metazoa, Chordata, Actinopteri, Syngnathiformes, Syngnathidae. The record is from RefSeq and is a predicted model, not a curated record.
AUGAUCCAACCAUAUGGAAAUUCAUUUCUGCUUUAUUUUUCCACUGUGAGAGUUGGGGGGUUAAAGGAGUUGCUUCUUGUAGAGCAAGGACCUCCAAAGGCCACCCAAGAGGAGCUAGUAAGAACCCUUCCUGCUGGCAAUUACAUAGAGUGUGUUGCAGGUGGCAGCAAAGCCCAGUAUCUUGAGUGUUGCUGCAAAGGCUGACCACCUUUCUUCUGCUCCUAUUACGCCUACAUGGGCAACGUCCUUCCGAGCAGCCUUGUUGCUGUGUGUGUGCAUGUGUGUGAAAAAUGGACAUGGCGCCAGGGGCGCCAUCAUACAUACAUACAUCGUUCAGCACAUCAUACACGAACACUGUUCCACAGGAUUACUCACGCCCUCCACCUCCAUACUCCUCCGACUCUGAGAUGUCCAAGUAUCCUCUACCCCGUCUACCUUACACACCGAUUCAGCCAGGGCCAGCCAGCUACUCCCCUCCUCCUCCUCCCUUCUGGAGGUGCCUGAGCACAUGAUUCCAUGGCUUCCAACUAGCAGCUGAAAUGAAGCACUCAGGGAGGCCUGGCUAUGCAGGCAGCAGAAUAACCUCAGGUGUGUGGCGUAGGGCCCAUUGCAAUAAUGAUUCAGCAGUGGUGUGUUCUUCUGCUGACUAAAUGAAAAAUGAAGAUGGUGUGGAAAUGAAUAAUAAUUGAAUACAAUGUAGGAGUGGACAAGGAGACACCAUAACUUGCUGUGCUUGCCGUCAGCUAUUUUCAAGUGUUUAUUAUCUCUGGCUGUGCUGUUCAAAGGGACUGAGUUGUCUUUUUAAAUUGAACAUUACCUUUCUCGAGGGAACAUUAUUACUAGCCCAGUAGGGAUUUUUUUCCAAGGACAUUUAUAUACGUUCUUUUUUGUUUCAGUUUUUUUUAAUUUAAUCAAACUGUUUGUUUCUCCAACAUCCCAAAAUCAUGCAUUGAUUGGAGACUCGAAAUUGCCCCAAGGUGUGAUUGUGAAUCCAACUGUUGCC